UGGGGGAUGAUAACUACAGUAUGGCAACCCGAUCCUAUUUGUUAUUGUGCAGUACACGAUUAUCAUUUAAAGUUAGAAGGCACACGCCUUAACUGUAUGAAAUAGAUAUAGAACCGAUAAGCCAUCAAAUCACUCCAGGCGGAAUGGGCUCUGGCGAAAGUACUACGAGAAAAGUGUCUUUCGGUGUGGACGAUGAGGACAGAGUCAGGAUUCUUCGCGGAGUCAAGCUUUCAGAAGAUGUUCUCCAGAGGAUGAGGGGUGUGGCCAACAUUCCUCCACAGCCUGCACAGAGAGACACAGGUUCCUCUUUCAGUGCCAGCUCCAACACCCGACCCCAGCAAAAGCCACAACCCCAGACCCAGUCAAGCACCCACUCCAGAAGCACCGGCAAAACAACUUCAAAAGUCAAGGAAGAAUCGCUCAGAACUGAUCGCCAGCAGAGUAAAGUGAGGGAGGACUUGGCCCAGAUAAGAGAGGCGGAGACAAUUAAGUCAAUGAGUCAGGAGAGACAACACAAUCGCCAGGAGGCUGAGAAGGCCAAACAGUUGGCUCAAGAGCUCCAAAAGAAAGAGUUACGACUGAAGGCACUGGACGCAUUCUACAAGCAGCAAGUAGCUCUCCUGGAAAAGAGGAAUUUGGAAAUAUAUGAACAGAGCAAGGAGCAGUUCCACCAAGCUGCAUCCAAGACAGAAUCCAUUGUGAGUUCUCGGAACACCGACGGCGUAUGUCCCGGCCUGCAAGCUCAGCUUUUAUCAUGCUACAAGGUGAACGGAAAACAAACUUUAAGAUGUUCCGACCUGGCCAAAGAAUACAUGCAAUGCAUCAAUGCCGCAAAAAGGAACUACUUUGUCAACCAUGGAUGAAGAUGGAGAAUUUCUGACAAUGGCUUUUGCUAUACCUCUAAGAGCAUCACCCUCCAUCACAAUUUUGUGUUGAAUUAUGGCAGAUUUGAGUUGCUUACCUGUUAGCAUGCCUCGUUCCUCAAAUGUCUUUGGAUGCUAUUUAUCGGCAGUAAUAGAAAUUCUGCUAUUAUUGGGCACUGCUACAUUUUACACAGUACAAGAAAAAAAGUCAAUAGUGGCGGGUUCGAGGUCUGACUCAAUACAAUUUGGAAUCAAUCUGUUACAAGACCAUUAGAGGCCGUUUGCCCGAUUUAAACAAUAAAGAUUCAUUCAAGGCUCUUUUAUGCACACAUGAACUUCAACUUCACUUUGCGUCCAGAUUUCUGCUGCUUGUGCUGUGAUAAAAAAGAUGAAUGUAUGGGGACUGUGCUCGGCAUUAUUAUUUAUGUAGAUGGACCGCUUUGAAAAUUUUGUGGUUUUCUAUUUCACACAGGAAGUUUUGUUUUGUGCAACAGGCCUGUACAGUAUUAUUUGAUUUUAUUAAACUAUUUAUAGUUUA
Syngnathus typhle (broad-nosed pipefish) is the source of this 1401-nucleotide messenger RNA. RefSeq names its product MICOS complex subunit mic25a-like. The record is from RefSeq and is a predicted model, not a curated record. The coding region runs from base 144 to 863 and encodes 239 amino acids. The transcript is spliced from 8 exons. Gene Ontology annotation, cellular component: mitochondrion; MICOS complex. NCBI's taxonomy places the organism in Eukaryota, Metazoa, Chordata, Actinopteri, Syngnathiformes, Syngnathidae.